CGUGACCUCAGCUGGGAGUGGAACCUGAGAAGGGGGAACGGGUGAGAGUGGCUGGACCUGAGUUCAGUGGACCGUGAGAUACUGUCCAGGCUCUUCUUUUGGCCCGACCAGGUGAAAAGACAUGUCACAGGUGGGAGAUGCAGAGGGUUCCAGCACAGAGGACCCUGUUCCUCGACGGAGAUAUGGGUUUUUCCAGAGGGACAUAGCAGAAUCCAUCCCCAUGCCAGACCUGAAAACAGAGGCCCAGAUUUGGGUUCGGAGCAGGAAGAGGGUCCUCAGGGAGGGGUCCCAUCCAGGUGCCAGCUCCCAGGCUGGCGGUGCAUCUGAGGCAAGCCUGGAAGAUUUGGAGCUGCAGGCUGUGGAGCAGAGCCAGGAUUCCAUACCCAACCCUAGGCUUCCCGUGCAGCUGCCCACAGUGCUUGCUCAGGGGAGUGCUCAGGUAUCCAAGAGGCUCCAGGUUUCCCUGCAUGACAUCUUAGCUACCAGAUGCCUCAGGAAUCUUUGUAGCAUGCCACAAGAUCUCCUGAAGAGAGCACUGGUGGACAGGGAGAGGCUGACAGGAGCAAAAGGGGCCAGCAACUCCAGGCCCAGAGAGGUGGGAGAUGAAGGCGAUAGUUCUCCAGGUUGUGACGGAAGAAACCCCACGCUCAACAAAAAGGUGCCCCCUGGAAGGGACCUGCCAUCUUCACCAGAUCCUGUGAGGUCUCAGAAAAAAAGCAGGAAGUGUAGGGCCCUUUCCAAAGGUAGGAGGGGGACUGAGGGCUUCUUGUGGCUUGAUCAGAGCCCAGGUGGGGACAGCCAGUCUGUGGGAGGCUCCCGGCAAAGUACUGACCUGGAGUCCUUGGGAGAGCCCUGCAGGCCUUCUCCCAAGGACACUGGGCCUAGAGAUCCAGUUGGAAGUUGGGCUGGGCAUGCCUCAGGGGCUGAGGAAUUUGAGCACUUGCCUGCUGCAGGGAACAAGGCCCAGCCAGGCAGCCCUCGUGGCCCUGUGGGGUCCCCAGGGCCUUUUGGAGAAGAGUCCGUCAAGCCCACUGCACAGGACCUUCCACAGAACCCUGUGCUGUGCCUGGUAGUGCCAGAAGGGGCUUCCACAGAGCAACAGGAAGCGGAGCACCUGGUGGAGGCUGGCACUGAGAACCAGGAGGGGCUGGAGGUCAAGUCCCAACCAGCAUCCAGGGAGAGGCUGGGACCAGCACUCGCAGCGCCUGCCGACGACGCCCGUUCCAGCUCUCCGAAGAGCUUGGACAUCUUUAGCUCCUCCCUGGAGUCUGCCACCAGGAACGCCUGCACAGGCCCCCUUGUGGGGCAGAGAAGGCUAAGGAGAGGUCCAGCAUCCGGUGCCCAAGAGCAGAGCACAGAUAUGAGCUCAGACAACACCCGUCAGGAUGAGCCAGAGGAAGCCAGCCCAGGAGGCUGCCCCGGACUGGAGGAAGUAAAAAUACCCCAUGGAGUGAAGCUUGUGUAUUAUCUCAGUUCUGGGGCUGUGAUCCAGCUCUUGGGGUCCAUCAGCCACGGCCAGGAAGGGGGACGGCAGCCGCCGAAGCUGGUGGCUCUGGAGGACUUUACGGAGGCCAGCUCAGCCUUGCCGGCCCACAGGCCCAGGAAGAGAGAGAGGCCCAAAACCCGGGACCCCGCUGGGCACCAGGUUGUCCAGGCACCUGCUUUAGGAGGGACCGCGUGGGACUCUGGGGGCCUCUCUGACCCCUUCCUCCCUCCCAGAGGCUGUCCUGUGCCCCUCGAUGCCCUGCCCAAGGCUGACUGUUCAGGGGGUGGCCUGGCGGAGGCGGCAGCUGGGAAACCUCUUCAAGGAAGGGCGGAGGACUCAGGUGGACUUCAGCCCCGACAAGAGGCAGUCCCCCAGGAUCUCGGGGUCCGGGCCACUGUAGUGCAUGCCAUGCGGGAGGCACUGUGGAGUCGCCUACGGGAGUGUCCUGACCUGGUGCUGAGUGGGGAGGAGGUGGAGGGCAUCGCUGCCGACAUCGAGGCAGCCCUCUUUGACCUGACACAAGACACCAGCUGCCGCUACAAGUCCAAGUACCGCAGCCUGCUGUUCAACCUGCGGGACCCCAGGAACCUGGACCUGUUUCUCAAAGUGGUUCAUGGCGACGUCACCCCCGACAAACUGGUGCGGAUGAACUCAAUCCAGCUGGCCCCCCAGGAGCUGUCCCGCUGGCGGGACCAGGAGGAGAGACGGGGCCUGGAGAUCAUUGAGCAGCAACAGAAGGAGCCAUGUGGGCUUCCUGCUUCUAAGUUGACCCACAAGGGCGAGGUGGAGAUCCUGAGGGACGUGGACCAGACGCUGACUCUGGAGGACCUGGUGGGACCCUCGGUGUCCAGAGACCGCAGCCCCCUGGCCCUGCCUGCCCCACUGGAGGACGCCCCAGAGCAGCACCGGCACCACUUCCUGGACCCCAGCUGCCGCAUCUGCACGGGUGGCCUGGACUGGGAGACUUCCAGUGCGCUGCCAGGCUUCUCCAGAGCCACCAGCAACGGGGACGACAAGGUCUCCCAGAGAGCCCCAAGUCCCGCUCCUGUGUCCUCUCCAGAGAUGCCCCAAACCAGGGAGACACCUCUCACAGAGCCCCAGGACAGGCAACAGAUAUCUGCUGGGCCCACAAAGGCCUUGCCCACCCCUAUACCCUGGGAGGGUGCUCUUGACAUGUUCUCCAUCAAGCGGUUCCGAGUGAAGGCCCAGCUGGUCUCGGGACACAGCUGGCAGCUCAUCCAGGCGCUGCCCGAGGUGAUCCACUCAGCAGGCUGCAUCCUGCCCAACACUGUCUGGGACCUUCUGGCCAGUGUCUGCCCAGCUGAGGCCAAGGACAUCUGUGUGGUCAGACUGUGUCCCCAGGGGGCUCAGGACACCCAGAACUGCCGUCUGCUCUACUCCUACCUCAACAACAAGCAGCGCCAUGGCCUGGCAGCCGUGGAGCACAUGGGGGUGGUCCUGCUUCCGCUGCCUGCCUUUCAGCCCCUGCCCGCCAGACUGCGCCCUCUGGGGGGCCCAGGUCUGGAGGCUACUCACUCAAGUCUGUUGCUGGCUGUGCUGCUCCCCAAGAAAGGGCUUCCAGACCCAUCGAAGUCCAGCCUUGUGUGGGGGAAGAUUCACAAGAUGGUCUCCUUCAACAGGAAAGUAGAGAUGAGAUGCUACCAGCAAGAGGACAAGAAGCAAGAUGUGGCCCUGAAAGGCUCCCCUAACCCAGGGGGUUCCCUGCAGCAGAGCCAGGGCAAGGGUAGCCUACCUUCAAGGGAAGCCAAUGCUUGGCAGAGGCUCCCCAGAGGCAGGGGAAGAAUGCAGGCAGAGCCCGAAACCUGCCAUGGUCCUGGGAGAAGGCAGCGGCCCCCAGUGCCAGGCUGCUUCCAGCCCCAAUGUCCCUCUUCAGUCACACCAACUGUCUAUGACUUUGGCCAUGCACAGCACCGCCACAGUGCCUCCUGUCCCUACCAAGCCCUGCUCCAAUACCUUGAGUCCUUGGUUACCAUGAGUCACCAGCUCCAAGCCUCACUGUGGCCCCCAGGCCAGAACCCCCACCCCGCAUCCUCUGCAGCAUUUGCCCAGCCCCCUAUAGCCCCAGGGAUUCCUGGCUCCUUCUGCCAGGCCCCUGCAGUUCCAGAACCCCCUGGCCCAGUCCCUGACCCCUCUUUGGGCCCUAUAGAUGGAGCUGACUCUGAGUGUCCCCUCCCUGGAAAGGCCUGACUCUCCUUAUUCACCAGAACAGGGAUUUUUGAUUCCCUUACUGGAGAGAGACAGGGUGGAAGAAGAAGAAGGUCAGCUGUCCCCACCUGUCCUGUU
Molecule: messenger RNA, 3790 nt
Organism: Sciurus carolinensis (gray squirrel)
Lineage: Eukaryota; Metazoa; Chordata; Mammalia; Rodentia; Sciuridae
Gene: Spocd1
Product: SPOC domain containing 1
Exons: 16
Coding region: 122-3694 (1190 amino acids)
Biological process (GO): DNA-templated transcription
Cellular component (GO): nucleus
Source: RefSeq, a predicted model, not a curated record